AUGGCUACAAUAGCCUUGGCCAAAAGCUGUAGCAGGCUUCUACACGCUUCGACGAGCAGAGCUGGAGUGGUGGGAGCGGGAGGAAGAGUUGCUGGAGGUCUGGGAGUUCGCUCGGAUGUGGUCGACAGGUAUAGCGUUAUUCGAAGGUUCUUCAGGGAGAAUGUGGCCAGAGGGAUGCAUACAUCUGCAUCUGGGGUUGGUUCGGGAUUGCGGUUAGGUGUAGUGGAAGGGAGCGCGUUUGGGAGGUGCAGGUUGUCGGUUCAGGCGUCGUGGACUGCCGGGAGGUUUGGAAGACUCCACAGCGUUCGCGGGUUUGCAUCGACCACGACGUUGUGGAAGGACGUGAAGGAUGAAGGUCCGACUUGUCGACAGUGUUCAAAGCCAGUGAAUGGGUCGCACGACCAUACACAUACGGCGUCUGGAUCACCACCGCCCCGGUCAACAGAGUCUCCAGAGCAGCAGCCAGUCCAGCACCAACAUGACCACAGCCUUGAAGAAUACCCAGCCUUCUUUCGACGUCUAGCCAUGUCCUUGCCGCAUGUCCACCGACCUACAAGAGAAGACUUUUUGAAUGUCGCAACCAGCUUUUGGCAGCGGCUUCGUAUACGCUUCAAAUGGUUCACUAUCAAGUCUUUCCGCAAGUUCAACGCAGAUGACAUUUCGGCGUUUAUCACUUGGUUUUUGAUGAGCCAGACGUUAUGGAUUUUGGUUGGAACGACAACCUUUUUCUCAGUUAUCUUCGCCAUUGCCAAUAGUCUGCAACUCCAACACUAUAUCGCACGCGCCAUCAGCGACUACCUAACCUCCGAAACUGGAGUAACAAUCAUCUUCGAAUCCGCCAUCGUUCCCAAAUGGAAAGACUCGCGCAUAUCCUUCAAGAACGUCUACGUCUCUCGUCGGCCUGCCGACUCCGACAUUGGGAGUCCCCUAGGAACUCCCCCGAAUGAAGAAAGGUCGAGAAACAUGGCGGGUGUUGGAUACGAUGUCGGGAACCAUCCUGCGUACCACCGCGUAGGGGAGGAGGAUGAGGACAACGCGGAUGGGUUCAGACCUUUGGAGGAUGAGGAUUACAACUACACGAUGUUUGAUUUGACGAUUGAUUCGGUUGACGUGACAUUGUCUUUGUGGAGGUGGUUGGACGGGAAGGGGUUGGUGGAGGACGCUGUGAUCAAGGGUGUGAGGGGCGUUGUUGACCGCAGAAACGUUUUCUGGGACCCAGACAACCCCCUUGACCCAGCAGCUUUCCGACACAAAUACCAACCCGGCGAUUUCGAGCUCGAACGACUCCAAUUGGAAGACGUGCUGGUGACCGUGUACCAGCCGGGCGAAUUCAGACCUUAUACUGCGUCCAUCUUCCGAGCGGAUAUCAGGACGUUCCGGAAGAGGUGGUUGUUCUACGAUUUCCUGGCUGCGGAGAAUGUCGUUGGGCAGUUCGAUAAUUGCUUGUUCAGUUUGCAUAAACCACAGAGCAUUGGACGGACGACGGAGAAGGAUUUGGAGCAUGGAGAUUGGGGUAUGAUGACCCGUAUACGCAUCGACGGCGUCAACAUUGACCACCUCCAAAACUCGACGACAAUGGAAGGUCCCAUCUCCUGGAUAACCUCCGGCAAAGUAGACGCAGUCCUCGACAUUAAAUUCCCUCGCGACCCGCAAGACGGUCUCGCACUCAACGCCAUCCUCGAAGAAAUUGCCGACGCCAUCACCACCUCCCUCACCAACAGUCAGGAAACCGAAGACACGCGUCGAAUCCCUGGUAACCGCGAAUUGGCUAAGCCACCCAUAUCGCCGCCUAGUCUGGAGCUAUUGGAGAGCGUUGCCAAAGAGGAUGAGAAGCGGAAGGUGGUGGUUGAUAUAGAUUUGAGGUUUAGGGAUUUGAAGGCUGCGGUGCCGAUCUUUACGUCGGAUUUGUCGUAUGUGAAUAAUGCGUUGAUUAGGCCUAUCGUGGCUUUCAUGAACGCUAAUCGGACGCUGGUCCCCAUUCACUGUCGGAUCGUGAAAGACCUCAGCGACUUUGACGGCUCAUGGACGAUGUGGGAGACUGGUCUAAUCGACGAAAUCUCUCUUAAUGUCUAUGAAGCCAUGGCUCAUCACGUCUCCCAAUCCGCCAUGAACCGACAACGAAUGAAGACCGUGAGCUGGUGGAGUCUACAAAUGACAGCCAGCGCGAUCAUCUCUGCACUACGCACCAUGGUCGACCCUGUUUCUGCGCAACUCAAAGAGGUAUAUGCUGCUUCUCAGUCUAUGCCUGCACGUUAUAACGACCUUUACAUCGUUCCCGACGUCUAG
Molecule: messenger RNA, 2286 nt
Organism: Coprinopsis cinerea okayama7#130
Lineage: Eukaryota; Fungi; Basidiomycota; Agaricomycetes; Agaricales; Psathyrellaceae
Product: mitochondrial distribution and morphology protein 31
Exons: 8
Coding region: 1-2286 (761 amino acids)
Biological process (GO): mitochondrion inheritance
Cellular component (GO): mitochondrial inner membrane
Source: RefSeq, a predicted model, not a curated record